Abrus precatorius (Indian licorice) is the source of this 1708-nucleotide messenger RNA. Its product is annotated as putative ubiquitin-conjugating enzyme E2 38. Gene Ontology annotation, molecular function: ubiquitin conjugating enzyme activity. The transcript has 6 exons. Lineage: Eukaryota; Viridiplantae; Streptophyta; Magnoliopsida; Fabales; Fabaceae. The coding region runs from base 95 to 1498 and encodes 467 amino acids. The record is from RefSeq and is a predicted model, not a curated record.
UCUUUGGGAGUGUAAGAGUGUCUUUUUGUUUUGCACUUGGGGGCUACCUCUCUCUACUCUUUUCUGUGUCGUGGGGGUUCAGCCUUUGAUUCAUAUGGAUCUUCAAGAGAACCCUCAGAAUUCUGGGAUGAAGAAAAGAAAGCAGGAACAGGAUGAUUUGAUCAGUGAUCAUGGAAAUUCUAUGAGUGUGGGAGAAACAUCUGGUAGUGGUGAUCUCUGCAAAAGCUGUACCUCGGGAUCACUGAAUUCAAACAAUCAAAAUGGUUCCAAUUCUGAUAUUUCUUGUCAAGAGGACGAGGAUAUGAUUGAUGAUGAUGAUGAUGCAGAUGAAGAUCCUGAUUACGUUUCUGAUUUUUACUUCAAUGAUGACAUCUAUGAAGAUGAUUAUUUAAAUAUGCAGGAUCAAUUUGACAGUGUGGAUUUGCCUCCUGGGGUAGAGGCAGCACUGCCUUGGUUGAAGGAUAUUUCUUCUAGUGAAUGCAAGCAAGAUAUUGCUUUUGCCCGUACAGAAUCUAGUUCCAAGGGAAAAUCAGAGGAAACUGAAGAUUCAGUCAUGAACAAGUUUCGACAAUUUAAGCAAUUAGAUACUGUUGAUUAUUUUCCUGAUCAUCACUACGAUAAGGAGGGCACUUCAGAGUCACAGAAGCCUAAAAACUGGGCCAAAAAAAUCCAAGAGGAAUGGAAAAUUUUGGAGGAAAAUCUGCCAGAGACAAUCUUUGUGCGAGUUAGUGAAUCUAGGAUGGAGCUUCUAAGGGCAGUCAUUAUUGGACCUCAAGGCACCCCAUACCAUGAUGGUCUUUUCUUUUUUGAUUGCCUCUUUCCUUCUACCUACCCUGCAGGUCCACCGAAAGUUCACUACCACUCAGGUGGCUUAAGGCUAAAUCCAAAUUUAUAUCAAUGUGGAAAAGUCUGCCUUAGUCUUUUGGGCACUUGGCAUGGUAGGAAUAGCGAAAACUGGAUCCCUGAAAAAUCAACCAUGCUACAAGUCUUGGUUUCAAUACAAGCUCUGAUUCUAAAUGAGAAGCCCUUUUUUAAUGAGCCUGGUUAUAUAUCAACAUAUUCUGGUGCAGAGGGGCAAAGAAGAUCUAAGGAGUACAAUGAGAAUACUUUUAUUUUAUCCUUGAAGACAAUGAUGUAUACUCUGCGUAAACCCCCAAAACACUUUGAGGACUUGGUCGCGGGGCAUUUCCGAGGACGAGCAUAUAACAUACUAACAGCAUGUAAAUCGUAUGUCGAGGGGGCUGCGGUUGGGUCUGUUGUACAUAAUCUAGCUCAAAGUAGUGGCGGCGGCAAUAGUACUACGACUAACAGCCAAAAGGAAUUCCAGUCAGCUGUGAGUAGGAUGAUGAAUACUCUUAUUGCAUUUUUCACCAAAAAUGGCUCCACAGACUGUGAUGAGUUUCGAUCUCCUGAAAUUUAUAAUUUAUCUAGUGUGGCUACUUCAAAUUUAGAUGUCUACAAGGUAGAAUCUGGCUCAACAACGUUGACCCAGUUCUGAAGGUCCUAGGUUGUUUCUGCUGUGAAUGAUGGGUAGUGGGUAUCUUUUUCUUCUCUUUUUGUGGUGAUUUUUAUGUCCCACAUCCAGAUUCUCAUUGCUGAUUAUAACCCCUAGUUGUAAAAAUUGACAUGCUAGUCUAACUUUUCAAAAGAUGGUUCCAUGUUUCUUAUAUUUUGCAUGUUUCUUCAAUAAAAUGUUAAUAUUAUUAUU